Molecule: messenger RNA, 157 nt
Organism: Rangifer tarandus platyrhynchus (Svalbard reindeer)
Lineage: Eukaryota; Metazoa; Chordata; Mammalia; Artiodactyla; Cervidae
Source: the annotation of a GenBank genome assembly
UUCACCUCUUCAAAGACCCCUUCUUGGAGUGCUAGAGGCUUCCCUUGUGGCUCAGACGGUGAAGAAUCUGCCAGCAAUGCAGGAGACCCGUGUUCAAUCCCUGGUCAAUCCCUGGGUCGGGAGGAUCCCCUGGAAAAGAGAAUGGCAACCCACUCCA